AUGUUGCAGCACCGCCGCUGUACUGAUGCUGCUUGGGGCCACGCACCUCUUGCACCGCACUUUGGCCACCAGCAUGCAUAUCGCAGCACGGAAGGGGCUGGUUGGUGUGUGCUGAGACAAGGGAACACAACGGCAUGUAACCCGCCUUGUCGUGCCAACAAGACAUCCAGAGCUUCUCGGCCGGCUUUUGAACCACGCCCACUCAUAGAAUGUGAGUGGAGAGCCUUCGAACAGGCCUGCAGGCAUCCACGGAAAGCCGUGAAGAAGAAGCGGAAGAAGGGAACUUCACAAGAAGAGAGGCAUGUAAAGAAAAUGAGCAGGGAAAUUGAAAGAGAUCGCGGCAAAUCUCGCUACAUCGCCAGCAGACGGCACCAUGAUGAAUGUUGCAGCACCGCCGCUGUACUGAUGCUGCUUGGGGCCACGCACCUCUUGCACCGCACUUUGGCCACCAGCAUGCAUAUCGCAGCACGGAAGGGGCUGGUUGGUGUGUGCUGA
This is a messenger RNA of Trypanosoma rangeli, 495 nucleotides long. RefSeq lists its product as uncharacterized. The transcript has a single exon. Bases 1 to 495 code for a protein of 164 amino acids. NCBI's taxonomy places the organism in Eukaryota, Euglenozoa, Kinetoplastea, Trypanosomatida, Trypanosomatidae. The record is from RefSeq and is a predicted model, not a curated record.